Messenger RNA from Vigna angularis (adzuki bean), 2131 nucleotides. Its product is annotated as ADP-ribosylation factor GTPase-activating protein AGD5. The transcript is spliced from 12 exons. Bases 642 to 1895 code for a protein of 417 amino acids. The record is from RefSeq and is a predicted model, not a curated record. Gene Ontology annotation, molecular function: GTPase activator activity. Lineage: Eukaryota; Viridiplantae; Streptophyta; Magnoliopsida; Fabales; Fabaceae.
AUUUGAAUCCGUCACUGUUCAGUAGAUGCAUGUCGCGAAAUUUUGAACGUUUGUCGAUCUUUCAUUUUUCGAUAUUUUUGGGGGAUAAUCAAUGGGAUGUUGUGGUUUGGUAGUUUGGAUCCUUUUUUCUGAUGUUCGCUUAGCUCCCAACAUAUAGUUUAGGGGUUUCUUGGCGCUACUUACACGUUCAGCAAAGAGUAUGAAGCUAUCGGAAGCUUAGUUGAUGUGUUUCUUCAAAAUCUAUGUCCUUAUUGUAACAAUAGUCCAUCCUUUUAUAGGUAUUUUUAGUUUUUCUUUUUUGGAGUAAUUGUAGGGUUAUAGUUUUAAGAGGGAUUUAAUCCUUGACAACUGCAGCGGUGAAUUCGAGUCAUGUUAUAUAUUGAUCACGGAAAAGGAAAAGACAACUGCAGAAGAAAAUUAGUUUGGGUAGCAAAUGUUGAAAGAAAUUCGUAGUUGUUUUUUCCAUGUAAAGAUAGGCCAAGUUCAAUUGAUUCGGGAGAAGUUUUCCUUCCAGUCACCAUUGUGAUGUAUGCUUAUUGAUACUGGAAGGACUUCUUAAAUUACCAGACAAUAGAGAAUGUGCUGACUGCAAAGCUAAAGGUCCCAGAUGGGCUAGUGUAAAUCUUGGCAUCUUUAUAUGUAUGCAGUGUUCGGGAAUACAUCGAAGUUUGGGUGUGCAUAUAUCAAAGGUUCGUUCUGCAACCCUGGACACAUGGCUUCCAGAGCAAGUUGCAUUCAUUCAAUCAAUGGGAAACGAGAAAGCAAAUAACUACUGGGAAGCAGAAUUACCACCAAAUUAUGAUAGAGUUGGAAUUGAGAAUUUCAUUCGUGCAAAGUAUGACGAGAAGAGAUGGAUUCCAAGAGAUGGGAAUCCAAAAACACCUUCUGGAUUGCGGGAAGAAAGAAGUCCUUCACAUUGGCAGAGGCCUGGGGAGAGAAGUGGUCAUAAUGUUGUUUCUGAAAAAACUUUUGAGGGAAGGAAGAAAUUCCAACCGUCAAAUGCAAUUCCUGCUACACGAAACAGUGUUCCUGCUCCUCCCAAAGCACCUGAGCAAGUAACUCCUCCUAUUACCAAACCUCAGCCUGUUGAGAAAGUGGAACCAUUAGCACCACAGCCACAAGCUGAAUCUUCAAAGCAGGCUAUGGAUGCAGCUCAAAAUACCCCUCCAAAAGUUGACUAUGCUACAGACCUUUUCAACAUGUUGUCUAUGGAUGUCCCGAAAGAAAAUGGCUCUGAGUCGGCCAGUACAACUACUGAUGAUAAUCUCUGGGCAGGUUUUCAGUCUGCUGCAGAGGUGUCAACAGCUGAGAAGACUAGUCCGCCGCCAAAAGUAGCUGAUAAUAGUGCUCUGCUGUCUGCAGCUGGUAUUGAGGAUCUUUUCAAAGAAUCACCUAUGAUGCCAAGCUUAACUCCAGAAAAGCCACAGAAAGAUGUUAAAAAUGAUAUAAUGAGCCUCUUUGAGAAGGGCAAUAUGGUGUCUCCAUUUUCUAUGCAUCAGCAGCAGCUUGCCAUGCUACAGCAACAGUCUCUUCUAAUGGCUGCUGCAGCUAAAUCUUCUGGUGGGGAUCUCAAGUAUCCUCCGGGCAUACAAGAACCUAGACCAAAUGUUCCUGUGCAAAGUUGGCCAGCUACUGGCUACUCGAUUUCUGGAGCAUUGCCCAUGCAGGUGCAGAUUACGAACAUGACCCCAGCACAUUUUGCUGGGAGCUCUGUACAAUAUCAACCAUCUAGUUUCUAUGGUAUGGGGCAAGUUCCACCUCCAGUUAACGGUGUGAUGGCGACAAUGGGAGCCAGUAAACCCCAGUCAGGAGCUCCAGUGUCAUCUAGUACUACACAGUCAGCGAAGGAUUAUGAUUUUUCCUCCUUAACACAGGGGAUGUUUGCGAAACACUGAUAGGUGUUUUUUAUUGGGCAAUUCCGGCUCAUAUACCAUAGAAGAAGAUUAGUAAAUUUACAUGAACUGCGCUUUCUUUUCUCAUUUUCCCCUUGACCUGUCCGUGGGUUGUAAUCCAUUUGUAGAGCUAGUUCAGGUUUUCCCAGUUUGUUUAUUUCAGGCGAUUGCUUCAUUUGUAUCCUAGUUCUAUUCACUAUUUAUUCACAAUAAAAAAAAAGUUAGUGAUAUUAAUUAUA